Messenger RNA from Talaromyces marneffei, 1122 nucleotides. RefSeq lists its product as uncharacterized. The transcript has 3 exons. The record is from RefSeq and is a predicted model, not a curated record. Gene Ontology annotation, biological process: DNA-templated transcription. NCBI's taxonomy places the organism in Eukaryota, Fungi, Ascomycota, Eurotiomycetes, Eurotiales, Trichocomaceae. Gene Ontology annotation, cellular component: RNA polymerase I complex; RNA polymerase III complex. Gene Ontology annotation, molecular function: protein dimerization activity; DNA binding. The coding region runs from base 1 to 1122 and encodes 373 amino acids.
AUGGCACCGAGCGCAACUACAACAGGGGAGCCUUCGCGCCGAAGGAUCAUCAAUAUUAAUCCUGAAACCAUCACCAACAUCCCCUCCACAGACUUCCCUGGACAUUGGCCUGGUGAAUCGCAUGAAUGGUCCAUAGAGAAAUUUCAGAAUAAUUUCCGAGUCGACUUUCACAAAAACGAGACAUAUGAUGCCUCCUUCUCCCUCGUCGGCCUUGAUGCCUCCGUCGCAAACGCCUUUCGCCGUAUCCUCAUUGCUGAAGUUCCCACCCUCGCUAUUGAAUUCGUAUACAUUUUGAAUAACACAUCCGUCAUCCAAGACGAAGUCCUCGCCUCCCGUCUCGGUCUCAUCCCGCUGAAAGGUUCGAUAGAAGGUCUCAACUGGAUGCAAUGGUUCAAAAAGGCCACAGAGGAGGACCCCUCAAGCAGCGAGCCCAGCGACUUCAACACCGUCGUGUUAAAUCUCAACAUUGAAUGCACCGUGAACGAAAAAGCCCCACCGGGAGAAGAGGACCCCCGCAUCCGCUACCAUAACGCUCAUGUCUACGCAAGUGACAUUACAUUCGAUCCAAAGGGCCGUCAAGAACAUUAUUUUAGCGGCGAGGGCGAAAUCAAGCCGGUCAACCCCGACAUUCUCAUCGCUAAAUUGAGACCAGGACAAGUCAUUGAGCUCGAGAUGCAUUGUAUAAAGGGUAUUGGCGCCGAUCAUGCUAAAUUCUCUCCCGUCGCAACGGCAACAUACCGUCUCCUUCCCGAAAUCCGUAUCAUGCGUCCCAUUAUCGGCGAAGACGCAAGGAAAUUCGCCAAAUGUUUCCCUAAGGGCGUCAUUGGCUUUGAAAAAAUCACUCCCGCUGAAGCUGCACAGAAGGGUAGUGGAUACGAAGGUCACGCGGGGGAAGACAAAGCUGUGGUCGUGGAUCCUUUCAAAGACACCGUUAGCAGAGAAUGUCUCCGCCACGACGAAUUCAAGGAUAAAGUCAAACUGGGUCGUGUUCGGGAUCACUUCAUUUUCAACGUCGAGAGUACUGGCCAGUUCCCCAGUGACACCCUUUUCUUGGAAAGUGUAAAGGUCUUGAAGCUCAAAUGCGUACGGCUGAAACGAGACUUAAACAAGUUGGUGCAAUAA